AUGGUUUCCUUCCAAUGUGACGGCUGCGCCGAUACCGUCAAGAAGCCCGCUCUUGACAAGCACCGCCAGCGCUGCUGGGCGAGUUUUAGCUGCAUCGACUGCUCCACCACCUUCCACAACCAGGACUACAAGUCGCAUACCUCGUGCAUCUCUGAGGCCGAAAAGUACCAGGGUGCUCUCUACAAGGGUCCCCGCAAGGGCCAGCAGAACCAGUCCACUCCCGCUUCCUCCAACGCCACCCCCGCCGACUCACCUGCCCCCUCCGAGGGCGCUGGUAUUGCCAUUCACCCCUCGCGCAUGAACCAGAUGCAGGCCGGCGAGUCUCAAGCACCAGCGCCAUCUUACGGAGCUGGCCGAGGACGUUUUGCUCAGCGCGGCGGCCGCGGUGGAUUCGGUCGUGGCGGCUUCAACGGCGGUGCUCCCUUCAAUGCUACCCCCCGUUGGUCUGCCACUGGUGAGAACAAGACCGCGCCCGAGACCGGUAUGAGGACAUGGGGCUCGGCACCCACGUCCGACUCCGAGGCUCCUGCUGCUACCAAGGUAGCACCGGUGGGGGCGACCGCCGCUGUGGCGACCGAUGCUAAGAAGAAGCGCAAGGGCGACAAGGGCGGCUGUGGCUCCAAGGCCAACUCCAACAAGGCCAAGCUGGCUUCUGACGCUGCUACCGAGGCCGACGAGCCCCAAGCCAAGAAGAGGAAACGCGACGACGAGGUUGAGGAUGCCCCCACUGCCGCUCCUUCCGACAAGACCCUCAAGCGCUUGAGGAAACACAUGUCAAAGAUUGAGGACAAGGCCUCUGGUGUUCCACUUGCCAAUUGGCUCGAGCAGGUCGCUCAAGGCAAGGAGAAGACGCUCGACAAGUCGGAGGUUCUCCAGGGUAUUCAGGUUAGCUUUGUAGAUGGUCGCUGGCAGCUCAGUGUGUAA
This is a messenger RNA of Apiotrichum porosum, 924 nucleotides long. RefSeq lists its product as uncharacterized. Bases 1 to 924 code for a protein of 307 amino acids. Gene Ontology annotation, molecular function: DNA binding. Gene Ontology annotation, cellular component: nucleolus. The transcript has 3 exons. The record is from RefSeq and is a predicted model, not a curated record. Lineage: Eukaryota; Fungi; Basidiomycota; Tremellomycetes; Trichosporonales; Trichosporonaceae. Gene Ontology annotation, biological process: rRNA processing; negative regulation of transcription by RNA polymerase II.